CUUUCCCUUCUUUUAAUUUCAUACACAACUUUCGAUGCCAUAGAAUGAAUCCCCCUCCUCCUCCUCCUCGUCUCCUCCGGCUACAUCGCCUCUGUUUUGACCACUACGUUUCCUGAAAAUGGGUUGUUGCAUUAGCAAAUGCCGGCCCGACCAACAUCCCCUUCCUCCACCGGAGUUCAAUCAUGUCCGGCACAAGCUCGUCGUUCCAAUUUCAAACAAAACUCCACCUCCACCUUCUCCACCAUCUCCCCCUUCUCCUACCUCUUCCUUCGCUUGCCCCGUUUUUUCUAACACCAGCAUCAGCUCCGCUUCUUCCUUGUCCAGUGCGUCUUCUUCAUCUGCGUUAACCUCUAGGGACGGGUCAUUCUCUAAUGACUUCUUGUGGUCCUGUUACAAGGAUAACCCCCAUAUAGUUCGUAUCCAUUCACUCAAGGAAGCUUCUCUUUCCUCGGUGCCCACUAAAGCUCAGAUUAACAAAACAAACCCGUCAAACCCACCGCAGAAGAGUGUCGGGCCUCCCGUGCCGCUGAAGAGAGUGAGGUCGAGCUCCCCGGCUAAUCUGGCCAGACAGAAGAGUUUCAGGAAGGAACCGGAGAGGCCUAGUUCUCCGUGCAAUGUACCCAGUAGAAAGCUGAGGUCACCCUCGCCGAGCCGUAGAUUUAACGGCGGCAUUGACAAUCUCUCGAAGCGAAUAAUGAGUCCGAAGGCUAAUUACGAAGCCCAUUCUCAGUCUGUUUCGUCGUCGAUGCGGAGGGAGAAGAGGAGAGCAGCGAGUCCAACGGGUUUGAGGCGGAGAGAGAAUUGCGGUUUCAAGAUUGAGGAAACGGUGGUGAAAGACGUGGGGUCUAAGCACGAGGUGGAGUCGGGUUUGGGCAUGACGGAGGACAUUCACAAUCCUCUCAUUUCCUUGGACUGUUUCAUCUUCUUGUAGAUAACUGCGAGCAUCACGUAUUCCGCUGCUGCAUAUUUCGUACGUGAAGGCAGACAAUUAUCGUUUUAGGGCUUGCUAUUUCUAUUCUUUCGGAAAGCAACAGUUUUUUGUUUCAGGGCUUGUUCAGUAAUAUUUAUGGAUUAAAUUCACGUGGGAGCUUGCUGAAGAUUGAAUGCGUGCCUGUCGGUUUCUGAUAUAUAAUAAAUGAUACUGAUACCAAAGUGGCGUGGUAUCAUCUUUUGGUGUGGGGAUGGAUCGUGGAAUGCAAAUGAAUAGAAGCGACUUUGAUCCGUGAGGCCCAACUUGCUUCGGAAAACACGUGUUGGUAUCAUCCUUUCUUUUCGUCAAUGACGUAAAAUACUUGAACACAACACAAAUAUUCGGCCUUCUUUUUUAAUUUUUUUUAUAUAAGCCUCUUUUUUGACAUGGAAACUAGCAUUCAAGCCCGAAAAUGGAGUGAUAUCCUGUCACCAAAGCUCCAGCCUAGAUUUUCCACCUUCCCUUUGAGGUUUAAGGUUUAUGUCCAAUCAUGGGUCACACGACCCCGCAGGGAAAUUACAAAUAAGCCAUGGAUGGAAAAUUAAUCAUUAAUAUUUUUUUAUGAA
Prosopis cineraria is the source of this 1536-nucleotide messenger RNA. Its product is annotated as formin-like protein 6. The record is from RefSeq and is a predicted model, not a curated record. NCBI's taxonomy places the organism in Eukaryota, Viridiplantae, Streptophyta, Magnoliopsida, Fabales, Fabaceae. Bases 119 to 931 code for a protein of 270 amino acids. The transcript has a single exon.